Messenger RNA from Loxodonta africana (African savanna elephant), 4855 nucleotides. RefSeq names its product component of oligomeric golgi complex 2 (gene COG2). NCBI's taxonomy places the organism in Eukaryota, Metazoa, Chordata, Mammalia, Proboscidea, Elephantidae. Bases 124 to 2274 code for a protein of 716 amino acids. Gene Ontology annotation, biological process: protein transport; intra-Golgi vesicle-mediated transport; Golgi organization. The transcript is spliced from 17 exons. The record is from RefSeq and is a predicted model, not a curated record. Gene Ontology annotation, cellular component: membrane; COG complex.
GCGGAAGCGUUGCCUCUUGGACUGUGGACAGUGGCCGUGGCUGCGGCCGCCGCGUCUGCGUGCGUGGCAUUCUACUCCUUCGCCUCGCCGGGGUCUCGGCGCUGAGAGACAGCGGCCGGCGGGAUGCAAAAAAGUAGGAUGAACCUGCCCAAGGGGCCUGACACGCUCUGCUUCGACAAGGAUGAGUUCAUGAAGGAAGAUUUCGAUGUUGAUCAUUUUGUGUCUGACUGUAGGAAACGGGUCCAGUUGGAAGAACUUAGAGAUGAUCUUGAACUCUACUAUAAACUUCUUAAGACUGCCAUGGUUGAACUCAUCAACAAGGAUUAUGCAGAUUUUGUCAACCUUUCCACAAACUUGAGUCUUAGAUCAUCUGUGAGUGAAGGAAUUCGGGCAGUAGAUGAACGCCUGUCUAAACAAGAAGACAUUAGGAAGAAGAAGAUGUGUGUGUUAAGGCUUAUACAAGUUAUUCGAUCAGUUGAGAAAAUUGAAAAAAUCUUAAAUUCUCAAAGUUCUAAAGAAACAUCUGCACUAGAAGCAAGCAGCCCACUUUUGACUGGACAGAUUUUGGAGCGAAUUGCCACAGAAUUUAACCAGUUACAGUUUCAUGCUGUUCAGAGCAAAGGCAUGCCUCUUCUGGACAAAGUAAGACCACGUAUAGCUGGCAUUACAGCCAUGUUACAACAAUCCCUGGAAGGCCUCCUAUUAGAAGGCCUUCAGACUUCCAACGUUGAUAUAAUACGGCACUGCUUGCGGACUUACGCAACAAUCGACAAGACACGUGAUGCAGAGGCAUUAGUCGGUCAAGUACUAGUGAAGCCAUAUAUAGAUGAGGUGAUUAUGGAACAGUUUGUUCAGUCUCAUCCAAAUGGCCUUCAGAUCAUGUAUGAUAAACUUCUGGAUUUUGUUCCUCACCACUGCCGCCUUCUUCGAGAAGUCACAGGAGGAGCCAUCUCAAGUGAGAAAAGCAAUACUGUUCCUGGAUAUGACUUUUUGGUGAAUUCUGUCUGGCCAGAAAUAGUACGAGGAUUAGAAGAAAAAUUGCCAUCGCUUUUUAAUCCUGGGAACCCUGAUGCAUUUCAUGAGAAGUACACCAUAAGUAUGGAUUUUGUAAGAAGAUUUGAAGUGCAGUGUGGGUCGCAGGCCAGUGUGAAAAGAUUAAGGUCGCAUCCUGCCUAUCACAGUUUCAAUAAUAAGUGGAACUUGCCUGUUUAUUUUCAAAUAAGAUUUAGAGAAAUAGCGGGAUCCUUAGAAGCAGCACUUACAGACAUACUGGAAGACGCUCCAGCUGGAAGUUCGUAUUGCCUUUUGGCUUCUCACAGAACGUGGAGCAGCCUUAGAAAGUGUUGGUCAGAUGAGAUGUUUUUACCAUUGCUAGUGCACCGCCUGUGGAAGCUCACACUUCAGAUCUUAGCCCGGUACUCCAUGUUUGUCAAUGAGCUUUUACUCAGGCCCAUCUCUAAUGAGAGUGCCAAAGAUAUUAAAAAACCUUUGGUAACUGGUAGCAAAGACCCUUCCAUCAUCCAAGGAACUAAUGAUGAUCAAGGAAAUGGUCCUUCCGAAACAAAGCCUGUGGUUUUCAUCUCCAGCACUCACCUUGUGUAUGUGGUUGCAGACCUGGACAAGCUUCAGGAGCAGCUUCCAGAACUCUUGGAAACAAUCAAACCAAAACUUGAAAUGAUUGGCUUUAAGAAUUUUGCUUCUAUCUCAGCAGCCCUUGAGGACUCCCAGCUUUCUUUGUCAGCCUGUAUGCCUUCCUUGAGUAACAAGAUCAUCCAAGAUUUAAGCGAUUCUUGUUUCAGUUACCUGAAAAGUGCCCUGGAAGUUCCGAGGCUUUACCGAAGAACCAAUAAGGAGGUCCCAACUAAAGCUUCCUCCUAUGUGGACAGUGCUUUGAAGCCAUUUUACCAGCUUCAGAGUGAACACAAGGAUAAGCUCAAACAAGCAAUAAUUCAACAGUGGUUAGAAGGAGCACUUUCUGAGAGCACUCAUAAGUACUACGAAACUGUGUCAGACGUACUGAACUCCGUGAAGAAAAUGGAGGAAAGCCUGAAAAGGCUGAAACAAGCCAGGAAAACCACCUCAGCCAGCCCCAUUGGCUCCAGUGGCGGCAUGAGUGAUGACGACAAGAUCAGGCUACAGUUGGCCUUAGAUGUUGAGUACUUAGGAGAGCAGAUACAAAAGAUGGGCCUGCAAACAAGCAACAUAAAAAGCUUUCCGGCUCUCAUAGAGCUUGUUGUUGCAGCCAAGGACCAGGCAACAGCAGAGCAGCCUUAAGCAUCUUGGAAGACGCUGAGGGAGAGAAAGUUGGACUUCUGGCCCUGUGGGAAGAAAGUGACUCUGUUCUCUUACUCGUCUAUGUAGCAAAGAAGUGCUUCCAGCGUAUCUCCAGCAACAUGUCAAUGCAUCUUCUCUCAGCAUAGCUGGGUCUUCUUUCACCCAAAAAGAAGAACACAAAGCCUUUUUCCAUUGUAUGGAAGAUAGUUUUUAAGACAUUUGAAACUUUCUACUAGAGUUUACAGAGCAAAUUAUUUUAUUUUUAUUGUAAAUCUUAGCGUGGAAGAGCUGAUUUCUAAAAUAUGAUUAAAGUAAAAAUGACUAUAAAAAGUUGUCUCCCUAGCCUUCAGGUCGAAGAGACGACUGCAGUGAGUUACCAUAGCGUACUGUAUGGAAGCGCUCUUCUCUGAAAUGACAAGAACCGUCAAUGUAUUGACUUUCUAAGAGAGUUUAUGAAGUGGGGGUCCCCGUCAACACUGGUGUUUAAGGACAGUGCUUCUGAUCAUGCUCAUUCUGCACACCUGUGUCAGGAGCUGCGACAGUAGGAAAAAUUAUAUUUCCUGAAUAAAAAGUGUCUGCCAAGAGUGUGUGCACCUCUCAUUUGCCAAUUCAGCACAAGUUAGAUACCCCUCAUCACUUGUGCCUUCUAAAGACAGGUAUUUCCCUACAGGAAGAUGCCUCUUUUUAGCACCUAAUGAAGGGUCCUGCGCAUUACAGUCCCACAGUGGGAGCUCUGCUCCAUGAGAGAAGAAUCAAUGCACCUUACCAUGGAAGUCCCUAGGUACCGCCCUUUCUGCAAGCUGCUCAUGGAUAUAGGGUGGAAAAACGUCCUAAUAAGAAAUAGUGGAGAGAGGCACUAAAAGGUUUUAGUUGGCUCGUUCACUCACACUUCUUUUCCUUUUGUGGAGCAUCGUGCUUAUUGGAGCUUGCGCUUAGCUGUAGUUUCUACCCAGACAGCAGUGGUCCCUUCAGUUUGAUGAUUAUAUGAAGGCAGGCAUUUUUAUUACUCUACCUUCACAUUUCUUUGCUUCUCAACCUCCUAUUCUUUGUUCAGCGGUUAACUAUGAAGAGAAAAAGGAAAAGAAGAAACAAAUGGUAGGGAAUGAAGGAAGCAGAUUCAGUAAUCAAUUUAUUUCUAGAAUCACAUGGUCCACAAAGUUACCAGGUAGAACUAUUGCUUUCCCUUCUCCUCCUACCUCCCCAGUAUUUCCCCAGUGCCAUCCAUAAACUGUGACUGUGGGCGGGCACACACCAAAAGGGCAGAGGGGAGCGCCACACAGUCUAAACAAAGCAUCUGGUGCAACUGCAACUUACUGUAUAGGAAUUUAUUUUUAAUGCUUGUUUGAUUUGACUACUUGCUAUAGUAUAUGCCACGUUUGCCGUUUUGUUAGAUACUGGUAACUCUCAAAAAUGAUGUUCCAGAACCCCAGCCAGCCAGCAUGUUGCCUGAUGAUGAGAAAGGGGCCCAGGACAACUUGAGCCCAGCAUUGCAGCAGGUUUCCCUACAGAAAUUGUGCUGAGCACACUACUGAUUUGUGUUGUGUUUACAAGUAUAAAACUAUAGAGAAGAAAGCUGCUGGUACCUCAUGUCCAUGUCUUGAGUUUAUUUCAACUCUGACUUGUUCCUAAGCAAAUUAAACUUCAGAGUUGUUAUUUGGCACACUUUGAAUUCUUCCUUGCAAGUGGUCAAGUUUUUCUUUGCUGCGUUUUAAAGGAGUGAUAUUAUAAUAAUACCUAGCUCUUGGUCUAGGCCACAUCAGAAUAACCUGCCCCAAAUGUUUAUUCAUUCCUCUUCAGAAGGAGGCCUUGUAGCCUAGAGCAGUGGAGGGAAUGAGCUCUGCCCAUUUAGUUCUCUGUUACAUAAAUUUUGGAGGAAGCAAAAAGAUGGUGUAGUUGUGCUCAGUACAAUUCUGAAGGGAAACGCAAAGACUUUAAAUACCCUCAUUUCUGUUCAAAUCAGGUUUUGCUGCAAAAUGAGUAACCAAAAUUUUCUGUUUUCUAAACUUGAGUGACAAAUUUGGGAUCUAAAUUUCCUUGGUGGGCCAUAGGAAGUAUUCCCCUGGCAAAGUGAUUUUAGUUGCUAAAUAAUUGCCUUGUCUAAGGCAUAAGCGCUUUCAACCCCUGGAAGAUGUAGACUUCAGUGAAGAAAUACUUAAAAGAGUUGAAACCGUAGGAUUAAUACUUUUACGCUAAGUAAUCUGAGAAAGUUGGGUAUUUUGUGUCUUUGUAAGGUUUGAGAGAUCUGUUCUGACCUAACUUCCCAUUUAUAAGUGUGCACAUAGAAAAAAAAAAGCUGGAGACCAGCAGUCUGUUGGCAACACUGUGCUCCUAGCAACUGCCAGAAGCUGAAGCAGCCUGCUAAGUAGAAGAAAUGGGUUAGUCUCUUGCCAGUUGCAUUUUAAAAUAAAGUUAAAAACACAAAUGUUCUGUUCCCCUAGCUGUCACUGGGCGACAACAUCCCUGUUUACAUCUUAGGAUGGCAUCUCUGCUGAUGGCAGGAGUCAGCGAGGGGCCGCUUGAGCUGGCUUCCUGCUGGACUCGCAGUGUCCAGCACAAAGCCCAGCACCCUGCUGGCACUUCU